This is a messenger RNA of Eriocheir sinensis (Chinese mitten crab), 3580 nucleotides long. Its product is annotated as kielin/chordin-like protein. The transcript has 16 exons. Bases 115 to 3198 code for a protein of 1027 amino acids. NCBI's taxonomy places the organism in Eukaryota, Metazoa, Arthropoda, Malacostraca, Decapoda, Varunidae. Gene Ontology annotation, molecular function: protein binding. The record is from RefSeq and is a predicted model, not a curated record.
UGUCUCGUCUUGGUUAGCGGCGGGAAGUGAGGAGAAGGCUGGGGCAAGGAAGCAACGAUAUCGUGUGAAGGAUUGAAGGACUGUCGAGGGAUACUGAAGGAGAGAAUUUUCAUCAUGGGGGGCGUGUCGCUUACCCCUGGGUGUAUAUGGGGGUCUCUGCUCCCCCUGGUGGCUGUGAUGUCCCUUGGUGCGGCGGUCCCAGUGGUGUUCCAUGGAAGACCUCCGUAUGUACCACUACCACCAAUACCGCAUCACUACGAUCCCCCCGCCACCCCGGACCCCGACACAUCCCACUCCACACUCUCCUUCCCCAUGCCUCGUUCCGGCACCACCAACAGACCACCCACCCCCUUUACAUUACAUCCCACACCGCCUCGCCCUCCCACCACCCAGCGACCCCACUGCUGGAACCCCGAGGAGUGUUGCGUUCACCCCUACGACUCUGAGAAGUUCGACGAGUGCUGUGAGGAACACGGGUGCUGCCCUACUGAGUGCCCUGUCACGCUGCCGGGUGGCGUCCUGACCCACACGGAGCGAUGUAAAGCCUGGGAGUGUUGCGUCCACCGGGAGGGCUCGCAGAAUCACCAGGAAUGUUGCAAAAAGCACGGCUGUUGCCCCUACUGCGGUAGUGUGUCGUCAGGUUGCUGCUACAACGGCCUCAAUUACGCCUUCGGGAGCAUAGUGCUGGACCUGCCCGAGGUCUGCCUCCAGCUGGUCUGCGCUGCCAAACUGAUUCCACACUUUCCUUACUUUGUCGCCACCAUCGCUCCCGUCAAGACUUGUUCCUUCACGGACAUGAGUGACGCGUGCGUGGGCUGCCCCAUCCACCAGUGUGUGGACAAGACAGGGCUGGUGCGGGACGAGGGCGACAAGUGGGAGCCCUCGCCGUGUACCCAGUGCGAGUGCCUCUUCGGGCGCGUCACUUGCAGGAGUCUGUUUGUAGAUUGUCGCCCGCCGCCACACCCGGGCUGCAUCGCCAUGCCCGGACCCUGCUGCCCCGUCUACCACUGUGAUGACGGCUGUAUCGACAACGGAGUCUUCCGUCCCUUGGGCAGCCAGUGGCCUUCGGCUGACCCGUGCCUGGUGUUUGUGUGCGGCGAGAAUGGCGUGAGCCGUGUCGUGAUUGACUGUAAGCCGCCGCCGCAGCCCCACGAAGGGUGUCAUCUGCAGCGUGUGGACGGCCAGUGCUGCCCGGAGUGGAACUGCAGUCGGUGUCUGGACAGUGACGGAACCUUUCACCCUCUGAACGACGUGUGGCAGAGCGGCCCGUGCCUGGUGAAGGAGUGCAGGGAGCGCGGCGUGGUAGUGCGACCCGUGGCCUGUCCGUCUCCGGGAGACCCGCCGCACCGAUCCUGCUUCCUUGGCGUCGCCGAGGGAGACUGCUGCGAGGCGUGGCAGUGCGACGGUUGUUGGGAUGGCGGCGUGCUGCACCCCCCCGGCGACGUUUGGUCCUCGGACGACCCCUGCUUCAACCACGUGUGCACCGGCCAGGGUGCGGUGCUGCGGCCCGUCGACUGUCCAGACUUUCCGAAGCCCCACGAGAGCUGCUUCGAGUUUACACCUGAAGGAAAGUGUUGCCCGACCUGGAACUGUAGCGGGUGUCUGGACUCUGAGGGCAACUUCCACCCGCAGUUCGAGGAGUGGCAGAGCAACCCGUGCACUGUCCACGUGUGUCACCUGGACGGCAUCACCACCAAGGCGAUCACGUGUCCCCAGAUUGGCCCCGCCCCGCACUACACCUGCCACACGGUGCCAACGGGGAGCGGCUGCUGCAAGGAGUGGAAGUGCGACGGGUGUUUCGAUGACAAUGGCCUCUUCCACACGCUGGGUACGGAGUGGGUGUCUAAGGAAAACCCGUGCAAGAGGCUGAGGUGCACGAAGUCUGGCAUAACCUCUUUCUUGAUCGCGUGUGACCCGAAGCCGCCGGCCCACGAAGGGUGCUUCCUCGAGUCCGUCGAGGGGCAGUGCUGUCAGAGGUGGAACUGCAGUGGUUGUGUGGACGACGAUGGAAUCUUCCACCUCUUGUACCACGAGUGGAAGACUGACCCGUGCACCACCCACAUCUGCACGGAGAGCGGCAUCCAGAUGGCCCAGGUGUCUUGCCUGCCCCCGCUGCGGCCACACACAAGCUGCAAGCUCGUCUCGCUCCCCGGGGUCUGCUGUCAGGUGUGGGACUGCAAAUACGGCCGGAGCUACCUGGGCUGCCACGAGGACGACCAGUACUACGAGGAUGGGGAAGAGUGGACGACGGACGACCCCUGUGAAAAGCGCCGUUGUAUGUCCGGCACCAUUGCCACGGAAAGUAUCUCGUGCUCGAUGGUGGAACCCCCGACAGCUAACUGCUUAAAGGAGGAUCAUAUAGAGGAAUGCUGCCCCACAUGGAACUGUAGCGGGUGUGUGGAUGAUGAUGGAGUCUUCCACAAGUUGGGCGAAGAGUGGAGCCCCAACCCAUGUCAAAUUAACUCUUGCUCCGAGUCCGGGAUAAACUAUAUAUUAAUAGACUGUCCCGAGGAGCAUCCCGACCCCGGCUGCCACCUCGUGACUGAUCCCGACGAGUGUUGUCCCCGUCAGGAGUGCAGUGGCUGCGUGGAUCAGCACGGUGACGUUCGACAGGACGGCGAGGAGUGGCCCUCCAGCGACCCGUGCCUGGUGUUCAGGUGCGUCCUCGCGUCGGUGGAGCCACACCUGGUCCAGUGCAACGAGACUCGCCCGUCCCUUCCAAUCUGCUUCCCGUCCAUAGAGAAGGACCUGUGCUGCCCGACCUGGAACUGCAGCGGCUGUCUGGACAAGGAUGGAGUGUUCCACCCCAUCGGCGAAUCGUGGCCGUUCUUUCCCUGCGCUACGUUAACUUGCACGAGUGAGGGCGUGGUUACCGCCAUCCAAGAAUGUCCUGGCCCGCCGCACCCAGGCUGUGUCCCCGAGCCUCUCCUCCCCGACCAGUGUUGUCCUGAAUGGCGCUGCAACCAGCCGCCUUACAAACUUGACUGUUCCAAUGUGGGAUGUCAAGGACCGCCGGCCGGCCACGACUGCAAACCCCACAGGCCCCCGGGACGCUGCUGCCCCGUGUACCACUGCAGGUCUAAUAAGCCUCUGGAUGAAAAAUGCGCCGCCGUGUUGUGUUUAGGCCCCGAGCCCGGCAAGACCUGCACGGCCUACACGCCCGAAGGAGAGUGCUGCCCCGUGUAUGACUGCCAGUGAGUAACUUGGAGGAAGGACGACCACUUGAGACUUCUAUUAAAAAUCCCAUAAACCUAAAAAGUAAUAAGAUUAAGUUUUGUCUUUGUGUGGUCGUGAUUCCCUUCCAUAGCUACUUGUAAGCUUUAACAAGUCUUCUCAUUCCGUCGGCCAGCGCUCCACCGUCCCGCCAAACCUAGCAAAUGACAGGAUCGAGUCUUUUUGGCUCUGGUUGUUACUGAGAAUGAACCAAGUGAAAGAUCUAUACAUCUUCCAUGAAGGUGUUCUGAUGCACUAUCCUCUUCCCGUCGUGCCGGACGCGUUAGGGUGUUGUCCUUGCCAGACUAGGCCAAAGAAAUUAUGUAAUUUAAGUUUGUUAGUUUGUUUAAUACAUAUAAGAAAAUUA